Molecule: messenger RNA, 870 nt
Organism: Gossypium raimondii (Peruvian cotton)
Lineage: Eukaryota; Viridiplantae; Streptophyta; Magnoliopsida; Malvales; Malvaceae
Product: NAC domain-containing protein 104
Exons: 3
Coding region: 55-663 (202 amino acids)
Biological process (GO): system development; regulation of DNA-templated transcription
Molecular function (GO): DNA binding
Source: RefSeq, a predicted model, not a curated record
UAUCCUUCUCCUCCUUAGUUUGUUGCAUUUCUACUGCUAUAUAGAGAGAGAGAGAUGGGAGAUAAUAAUAGCAUUAAUAAAGUGCCUCCAGGAUUCAGAUUCCAUCCCACAGAUGAAGAGCUAGUGGUUCAUUUCCUUCAACGUAAGGCCGCCCUCUUGCCUUGCCACCCUGACGUUAUCCCUGAUCUUCACCUCUAUCCCUAUGAUCCCUGGGAACUUGAUGGUAAAGCAUUGGGGGAGGGAAAGCAGUGGUACUAUUACAGCAGGAGGAGUGAAAAUAGGAAUACAAGGAAUGGGUAUUGGAAGGCAAUGGGAAUGGAAGAAAGUGUAGUGAAUAGGAGUAGUAGCAGGAGAGUUGGCAUUAAAAAAUACUUGGUUUUCUUCAUUGGUGAAGCUGAAGAAGGAGGAGGAGGAGGUGUCAAGACAGAUUGGAUAAUGCAUGAAUAUCGUCUCUCGGAUUCGGAUUCCAGCAGCGGUACCUCUAGAUCAUCCAAACGUAGAGGACAUAAUUCCAAAAUAGACUAUAGCAAAUGGGUUAUCUGUCGAGUUUAUGAAAGAAGGUGUAGUACAAGUGAUGAGGAGGAUGGUGGAAUGGAACUAUCGUGCUUGGACGAAGUGUUUUUAUCCUUGGAUGAUGAUGAUGAAAUCAGCAAUUGCCAUUAAUGCUAGAUGCAUGCAUUACCAGCAAACUUUUUUGAAUGUACUUUCAAAGAGAAAUUAAAUUUAAAUUGUUAGAUUAUUAAUAGUUUUAUCCAGGUUAAAGAUAGGAGAUUGCAUAGGGACAUGGAAUUGUUAUUGUAGCAAAUAUAGUAUUAUUUUUAUUCUAGUAAAUGAAAAUAGAAACAUGGAGAAAUCCAUGCCUAUUACUCA